AUGUCGACGACGACGACAGCAACUAUAGCGCCACCGCAAAUCGAUGCGCUCCUCCUCGAGGAUAGACAUAUUCGCCCCACGGAGGAUGUGCGGCCAAAAUCUCGGAAGAAGCUCGUCCAGCAGGUGGUGGUCAUCUCUCAGCUCUUUGCAGUCACUCUCACGGCCAGCGUGAUCAAUGGCCUGGUCAUUGUCGGCCUCCCGACGAUCACGAAGGAUCUCCAACUGCCGUCCUCCUUGUCCUUCUGGCCGUCGUCAGUGAGCAACCUGGCCACUGCUUCUACUCUCCUUCUCGCAGGCUCUAUCGCCGACGCUGUUGGUCCGCGAUGGGUUGAGAUCGUGGGGUCUUUUGCCAGUGGAGCCCUGAUGAUCGGUCAAGGCGUGUCUCGGAAUGGAUCAGAGCUGGUUGUCCUGAGAGCCCUGCAGGGCGUUGGUCUGGCACUGCAUUUGGCUUCAUCAGUGUCCAUCAUCACGCAGCUGCUUCCACCCGGGAGAGGUCGGAACCUGGCCUUCUCUUGUAUCGGUCUCAGUCAACCGCUGGGCUUUUCGCUUGGACUGGUCGUGGGAGGUAUUCUCGUCGACACCAUCGGCUGGCGGUCUGGAUGGUAUCUCGCCGGAGGGAUCACUCUCUUCUUCGCCGCUAUGGGCCUGUGGGCUUUGCCCAAGAGCAAAAGCCACCAGUAUGCGGACCGUAUGCACAACAUCCGGACCAAGGUGGACUGGGUCGGUGCGUGUUUGGCUUCUGCCUUCAUGGCCUUGCUGUGUUAUCUUCUAGCUAUUGUCAGCGCGAAUCCCUCGCGGAUCCGGUCCGCAGAGGCCAUCGUCAUCUUGUGUCUGGCUGCCGUGGCCCUGCCGGCUUUCUCCGCCUGGGUGCAUUAUCAGGUCAAGCGGGAUAAGCCAGCCCUGAUUCCCAACUCGCUGUGGAAAAACAUGUCAUUUACGAGCAUCUGUGCGACGGUGGCCCUGUCCAAUGCCGUCCUGAACUCCAUGGAGCUCUUCGCGAGUUUGUUCUUCCAAGAGGUCCAAGACCUCUCCGCCCUGCAAGCCUCCAUCCGCAUCCUCCCCAGUCUAGUAGUGGGCGUCCUCCUCAAUCUCUUCAUCGGCAUCUUUGUCCACAAGGUUCCUGCCUUCUGGAUUGUAACGAUCUCCUCCAUCCUGUGCGCUGGGGCGCCCAUCCUCAUGGCCGUGAUCCAGCCUUCAUGGCCGUACUGGGGUAACGCCUUCGUCGCCCAGCUCCUCCAGCCCGUCAGCUUCGACGCGCUGUUUACUGUCGGUCUGAUAGUCAUCACGGAUGUCUUCCCCGACCAUACGCAAGCACUGGCCGGCGCCGUCUUCAACACCUCAGCGCAGUUUGGCAGUGCGCUCGGCAUGGCUAUCCUCCAGGUGAUCUCCACUCUUGUUACGGAUAAGUCGAGCAAGGAAGAGUCGCGGGCGCUUAUGGAGGGUUAUCGGGCGAGUUUCUGGACAAUGUUUGGGUUCAUGAUCCUAUGCACGGGGAUUGGGUUCUUCGGAUUGCGGAAGGCUGGGAGGGUUGGAUUGAAGCGGGACUGA
Molecule: messenger RNA, 1548 nt
Organism: Aspergillus terreus NIH2624
Lineage: Eukaryota; Fungi; Ascomycota; Eurotiomycetes; Eurotiales; Aspergillaceae
Product: putative MFS transporter
Exons: 3
Coding region: 1-1548 (515 amino acids)
Biological process (GO): transmembrane transport
Cellular component (GO): membrane
Molecular function (GO): transmembrane transporter activity
Source: RefSeq, a predicted model, not a curated record